AUGGAAUUGAUCACUGACCUUGGACUGGCAGGAUCAAAGCCAUCGACAACCCCAAUGGAAUGCAAUCAGAGAUUUACCACUGUGGAAUAUGAUCAAUACUUGAAUCUGAAAGAAGUUGAGAAGUUGCCAGAUGCAGGACCAUACCGGAGACUAGUUGGGAAGUUGUUGUACCUCACCAUGACAAGGCCAGGCAUUUGUUAUGCAGUGCAUAUGCUGAGCCAGUUCAUGCCCGUAUGUCAUGUGUAUAUGCCAGUUCAUGCAUUGCCCAAAGAAGUCACACAUGGAGGCUGCAAUAAGACUUGUGAGACAAAAAAAAAGGCUCCAGGCCUGGGUUUGCUAAUGAGCUCAAAGCAGUCCCCAAGACGCACAACCUUUUGUGAUGUUGACUGGCCAUCAUGUCCAGUGAACAGAAGGUCUGUGAUAGGAUAUGUGAUGAAGCUGGGAAACUUUUUGGUGUCUUGGAAAUCAAAGAAGCAGUGCACAAUAUCAAGAAGCUCAGCAGAAGUUGAAUACAGGAGCAUGGCUGCUGCAGUCUCAGAAAUUCUAUGGUUAACAGGGUUGUGCAAAGAGCUGGGUGCAGAGGUUGAAUUACCAGUGGAACUACAUUGUGAUAGCAAAGCAGCAAUCCAAAUUACUGCGAAUCCCAUAUUCUAUGAACGAACAAAACAUAUAGAAAUGUACUUGCACUUCAUCAGAGAAAGAAUUCAGCAAGGAGUUGUUAAAACAAGAUAUGUGAUGUCAAAAGAUCAGGAAGCAGACUUGUUUACAAAGGCUCUGGAAAGAUCACAACAUGAAUACCUAAUGAGCAAGCUAGGGGUGCUCAACCUAUUUGCACUAUCUAGCUUGAGGGGGAAUGUUGAAGAAAGGAACGAGCAUGUGCCAGUCACGUGA
Messenger RNA from Nicotiana tabacum (common tobacco), 891 nucleotides. The record is from RefSeq and is a predicted model, not a curated record. Lineage: Eukaryota; Viridiplantae; Streptophyta; Magnoliopsida; Solanales; Solanaceae.